This is a messenger RNA of Hermetia illucens (black soldier fly), 3475 nucleotides long. RefSeq names its product protein FAM91A1. The record is from RefSeq and is a predicted model, not a curated record. The transcript has 10 exons. NCBI's taxonomy places the organism in Eukaryota, Metazoa, Arthropoda, Insecta, Diptera, Stratiomyidae. Gene Ontology annotation, molecular function: protein binding. Bases 207 to 3044 code for a protein of 945 amino acids.
UGUGGCAAAUGAAAACAUCCAAGGGAAAUGUCAAAAGAUGCAAGGAGUGGGUGAAAUGAAAAUUGAAAACAUUCAAGAUUGAAUGAAUGUGUGACAAGUGACAUGUGUGGAAUUAUUUGUUCGGAAAAUGUUGGAUUGCUCCUCUGAGUUUGACUGAGCAGUGUUUAGUGAAAAUCCAGAGACUUGCCGGCGACAAUACGAGCGCGAUGAGUGGCAAAAUAGUCGCCGAGAUUGAGGAGUGCAUCCGCAACAACACGACUUGGCAGAACCUUCCGAUCCAUUUGAAACAGAUACUAAGGAACACACCGCUACACUACGACCGACAUGUAUAUGACUACAGUUUAAGAAACCAAUUACGAUACCGUGGCAAUUUAGUACGUAAGGUAUUCAAAAAUGAGCAGCGCUAUUACGAACUGCUGGUGGAGAAAAGUAUCGAAGAUCUUUGCUUGUUCCCCUAUCAUUUAGCCGAUAUCGUCACGAAAGGAUUACGCGUAACGCCGUUCAAUUAUUAUAUCGAUGUGAUAAGCACUCUUUUAAAAAAUGAUAAAAGCUACGAUACGUUACCUAAUUUUACUGCAGCUGAUUGCUUGCGAGUCCUUGGAAUUGGAAGGAAUGAGUAUUUAGCUUUAAUCAGUGAGUUGAAAACGAACUCAUCAAAAUUGUUCCGCCGCCCAAACCCACUUCAAUUUUUGCCAAAAUUCCCUGUGAAAAUUAAUAUUGAGCCGUGGUGGAAAGUUGAAGUUGGCUAUGUUUUGGAAAGUGAUAUAAAAUAUGUUAAUGAGAACGAGCGUAGCCUAAUUGACGACUUGAUUGAUUUUGGAUCCCAAAUUGCAGGAAAGUGCGACUAUAAUGUGAUUCACAGCCUUUAUAGAAAGGGCUUGAUAUAUCUAGAUGUGCCGAUUAGCGGCGAAGAUAAAAUUUGCAUUCCACCUCUUCGAAAUUUCGUAAUGAAUCGUGUUAGCGGUGACUAUUUCGAGAAUCUUUUGUAUAAAGUUUUUGUCAGCACGGAUGAACAUAUGACCAUGUCUGAAUUAGCACAAAUGUUACAAAUUGAAUUGAAUGCCGUCAAACAAGCCGUUUCCCUUUUCUGUCGAUUAGGAUUUGCCAAGAAGAAGGAAAGUGAAAGCGACGCUUCUCCAGUGCAUGCAUCGUGGGAAGCUCGCGAAACGUCGAGCGGUGAACAGCCACAAAUUACGCCAUUAAACUACCAUUCCUUGCUUGUAAAUGAAGGCGGCACUGGUUUGAUUGAUCAGACGACCCCCAGUCCAAAACAAUUGAAAAGUUCAAAUUCUGUCGAGGGGAUAUCGUCAGAUGGCAAUGCGAGUGAUUUUUCAUUCACGAAUAUUACGAUACCAUCAGAAAACGAGGGUAAGCCGAAAAGCACUGAAAACGAGCCUAAUUCGGAAAUCGAAGACCUUACGAAUGAAGUGAAACCUGUUAGGCUAGUAGAUACGACACUCAAAAGUGGAAAAAGAGUAGGGUUUCUAUUCGACUCAACUCUGACGGCAUUUCUUAUGAUGGGAAACCUAUCGCCGGGGUUGAAAAAUCACGCAGUAACCAUGUUCGAGGUGGGGAAGUUAUGUGAUGAAAGUAUUGACGCAUUCCUUGCUGAAUUGGAGAAGGUUUCUUUAUUAGAUGCUGAGGGUGAAGGAGAAGUUAGCAGAUAUUUUGCGCAUGCGAUAAUAUUGCGCUCAACCAUUAUCGCACUGAGGAAUAUUUUGCCAGCUGGUCUAGACUUGUUGCGGCUGGAAUGCUUGGAGAGUUUGGAUUGUAAAACUCGCGAUCGCCUCUUAGAAAAGAAGUACAAAUUUAUCAUAUCAGCGUCCCCAAUAACAAGUCCGCUCACACAUACCUUCAGCAUUCCAUUUUUUGGUCAAUUUUACCGAAGCUCGGAUAACUCGCAUAUAUGGUCGAAAAUGUUUUAUUAUCACAUAUCAGGAUACGGAUUGCCAGCUCUUUUGCUCGCGAAAGGAACCGUCCUGAAAACGUUACCACGCCUCUUUCUGGGCUACGGGAAAUUGCUAGUGACCCUCAUGCACACAGAUUCAUAUGUAAUUUGUUCGGAGAAUUUCCGUUCGCUAAAUGAACAACUGAAGAAUGGAUGCGUACUCGUGCAAGGGUACGGUAUUCGACAAUCAGCUGAAGUUUGCUAUGAAGCGUUUCCUUUCGACAUGAAUGAUUCAGCGAAGAGUAAGUGGGCAAGUCACAGAGCGGUCGAAAAGCUCCGAGAGCAUUUAAAUUUAACAGAAACGUGCGGCUAUGUCACUUUCGUUAAAAGCGGUGUUCCAGAUAUUGGAUGUGAAAGUUAUGAGAUCGACGUUUGCCUACAACGACCACAAGCCAAACGAAAAAAGAGUGCUCCGGGGGUCGGUGUUCUCGAUAAUGCAAACCUAACUAGGUCGUCGGCAAGUGAAUCCCAUCCAUCAGCAUCCAAUGGACCAGACAUGAACGCUUCUGAAGUUUCCACAUUCAAUGCAGUAAAGACGAAAGCUGAUCAUCUUAAAACGCCCGAUGAGGACUAUUUUGCAGUGACUCCACAAAGCUCAUCACCUUCGAAUGUGUUUCGCAGUGACGACUGCAAUGAACUCUUAGCAUCGGAACUAGCGCGAUUAGAUAGUGUCUCGCCUGAUAAAGAAGACGAAAAAGGAACGAAAGAAUUAGUGUCACAAGCGUCGGUUGAGAUUCCAUUGGAAAUUGGUUCGGCAAAUGAGGAUGAGGACACGGUGUGUGAAUCGCCCAAGCAUGAAUAUUACGGCGAAGAAUGGACAUUGCUCGACGUCAAUUUCGGUAUUCCACUUUUCGAUGUAGACUGUAAUACGAGAAUAUGUGAAUAUAUUGUUAGGAAAUUAUGCUCGGAGGAGAAUUUGGAAAGACUCUCUUCGAUUAAUGCAGAGAUGAAUAAUAAAUUUUUGCGAUUUGUUAAGCAAUGUUUGUACUUCGAAGACGAAGAUGUUGAAGUGAUCAAAAUUGGAAAGCUUUUGCCUCAACCACGAAUCAAUCUAGCAUUUGAAAAUGGGAAAAUUUGCUAUUGGGGCGGUAAAUAGGCUCCUUGAGGAAAUACAAACUCAUCAACUCGGAUUUGUCAAUAGUUGCGAAUAAGACGGGCAACCCCAAAAGGUAAUCUUCGCUUUGGAAGGAAAAAAGCUAAAUCAAAGAUGAUUGCGGCCAUUUGUACUUUUUUGUUGAUUUUAUACAAGUUUAUGUUAUAAUUACUUUCAAAAAUCGACUCAGACGAUUUAUUCAAGCCAAAAUGUUUAAGCAACAUAAUAGCUAGGUAUUUAGACGAUUGUAAAAUUAGAUGGAUUCUAGCUUGCUUAUCAAAUGUCUAGUACCUACAUGCGUAGCUGAAGCAGGAAAUGUGUCCAAUUCCACUUAUGCUUACAAAUUUAUGUGAAUAGAUGAUGCCGAGAAGAAAGGAAACAAACUUUUUUUGUUAAUUUUUUAUUAAAAAUAAAUGCAUAUAUUUUUAUUUGAA